This is a messenger RNA of Trichoplusia ni (cabbage looper), 3287 nucleotides long. RefSeq names its product transcription factor SPT20 homolog. The transcript has 2 exons. The coding region runs from base 167 to 1897 and encodes 576 amino acids. NCBI's taxonomy places the organism in Eukaryota, Metazoa, Arthropoda, Insecta, Lepidoptera, Noctuidae. The record is from RefSeq and is a predicted model, not a curated record.
UGAUGGACGGCGCAGGCGCAGCGGGCCACUGAGCGCGGUAUUCUCACGCAUGCGCAGUAUUCACUGUUACCGGGACCGAAGCACACGUGCGCGACAACCACCUGCGUCGACUCGACGUUGACAUACGUUGCUGUUUAGUGCUACAAGUGAUCUACGAGCCGGCAAGAUGCGCCCAACGUUGGCGUUGAUCUUCAUCUGCCUCUUCUCAGCAUGCAUAGCUGAAGAGACUACUACCGACGGGUACAAUGACAAGUAUAACACUAUUGAGCCGAAACCAUCAGUUAGACUGGAUCCAUACAUAAGGAAAGCCUUACUUAAAGCUCUAAGUGAACUUGAGGAAAGUGAUAACUCAACAACGGGGACUGACUCUACUGACGGCACUACGAGUUUCGAUUCGGAUUCGUUUACUACAGGCGAAGACAUUCCUGAGGCUCAAACUGAUAAGGAAGGAAUACAGAUCCAUUCCUUCAUAGUCAAUGGACAAUCAGCGUUUGCGAAUAACACGAAUACACCAGCUUUCGUUGACAGCAAUAUUUCUAUUUUGAGCACUACAAUAGGAAAUGUCGAAAGUCAAGUAACUGCUACGCUUCCAACAUCAGCACCAUUCCCUGAAUUAUUCCAAACUAAAGAGACUACAACAAAUAUUCAACAAACAAGAAGCAUACCAAGCGCUUCCAAGACUAGCACAGAUAACAGCGCCUCUGUAAAGAAGCCUACCUUUAAACCUCUACUUUCUACAACCACAACGACAACGACGACUACCACUACGACUACAACACCUAAACCAACGCACAAUGACGAUGGAGAGAAUAUUGAAGAAGUAGAUAAACGGGACGUGCAAGUUUACCAGGCUCCGCUUGUUGCAGCAUUUACGGUUCAUCAAGAUUCUCAAGGAUUACCCAAACAAGUUAUACCUCUUUACCAACAACAUAACUCCCAAAACUUUGCUAAACAAAUGACUGGAGUAAACUUGGCAUCUGGAGUAUUGCAAUCUCAGUCACUUGGACAAAUAAUUCCAAGUGUAACUUUGAAUCAAAUACCCCAGUCAGAUUUCAUUAAUCAGCAGUUAGUCUUACAGAAACAGCUGGAAGAAAAACAAAGGAUACUUGAAGAACAACUUCGUCUCUUGCAACUUCAACAAAGGCAGCAAGAAGAAUUGUUGCGAAAACAACAAUAUCUUUUACAACAGAAAGACGCACAACGACAGGUUCUUCUUUCAAAUUCUCAAAAGUUCCAAGCGCAAGGUUCCGUAAACAAUUUCCAGGUACAGAAAAAUAUUCCACAAAACCAAUUCCUCAAUCAUAACGCACCUCAACGCCCCAAUCACGGACAAGUAUCGAUUCAGCCAAGCGUUCCUAUUGAAACAAGUAGCCCAGUAACAAGUCAACAGCAAUUACCUAACCGCGAGGCUGUAGAUUUUCUUAUUCACUUACACAGCCAGCAGCCCGAUCAGUUUCCCUUACAAGAAAAUCAUUUGCCGCAAGGAAUAAGUAACUUCCUCCAACCCAAUCCCUCGCAAAACUUCCACCAAGGAAUUAACUUCAACCAAGUAAGAGCUGUUGCAGACCAAUUCGGACAACAAAAACAAAAUCACCGUGUGUUCCGUCACGACAGCGGUGUCGGCAACUUUGGCAUAAAUCAGAACUACAAUGCUUUCAAUACAUUUCCCGUUCCCCUUCACUCAAACCGCUUUUUUCCAGUAAAUGCUCAGAAUCAAUAUAAUGUAGAUGCUGAACUGAAACAACUGCUAGUACAAAAUGGGCUGAAUGGCAGAAAUCAAGAAGACUUAAACAUUGUUUCCAAAGUUUUAUCUCUGAAUCAUGGAGUAUCAUUAAAUAACAAUAUUUCGAACCGAUUACCUUUCGACAGCCGAAGACAUGUACGACCGCUUAUAUAAGUUUACUUGUAAUUAGUUACGAUGAUUAGAGAAAACACUUAUCGAUUGGUUAAUUCAUAGAGAUUUAAUUUCAAAUCUGACGAAUUAGUAUUUAGAUUUAUUUUAAGGAAAAGUAUUGUUAAGUAUUAACAAACGAACAGCGGUAUCACUGUACUUUCAAAAGGAAUUUUAAAGCUGUUUACGAAUCUACAAAACGUGCAUAUAGAAUAUCAAAAUAACCAAAGAAAUGUUCAAAAAUCUAUUCUUACAAAAUGCAACACGCCACUGUUCGUCUUAUACAAAAUUUUACGAUAAUUGUAGAUUAAAAAUUAUUUAUUUUAUUUUAAUCUUUAGAAACUGCCAUAAGUAGUAUAAAUAAGACAACGAUCUUAAGAGGGUAAUGCUGCUUGCCUAAGAUGAGUUAUUUAGAGAUGGCACCAGAUAUGGCUAUGACAGUAAAGCGCUAAUAAAAAGAGGCUUAACUAUUAUUAGUGCCAUCAUUAAAUAAUGAACCUGACCAUCGCUUAAUGUAAAAUAGCUGCCUCAUUAAAUGUUAACUUUUACGACAAGCCACAUUCCAACACCCAAUUUAGUUUAACAUGCAAUUAAUAAAAUGCAAACCUAUACGUUGUAUUUAACUAAUGUUAUGUUUCAAUUAUAUUACCAACAAUAUAAAAAUAUUUUUAGGAGAAUAAGAAGCUCUUAUUUAUUAAACACUGUUUUAAAAUUUAGCGAACUAGCGUAUGAUUUGAGACGGGAAUAGCAUUUCAGCCUUAGUAAGUUUCGUUUUAAAAUUAUCUACACAAAAUUUGCAUUUUACGAGAUACUAUCUGUGAACGAUAAUUUGAAGAAUACCAGCUCACUUUGAUUGCUAUAGUUCUUAUAGUAAUAAUUGAAAGUGUUUUCAUAAUUUACAUCUUAAUGAGGGCUUUUUUUCUUUUUACAAACGCUUUGUAAAAUUAAGCUACCUGGGUAGCUGGAACGGAAUUGAGGUGAAAGUGGUAAAGAAGACAAAUUCGUAUAUACGUAUUGAUAAAUAGACAGUAGAUGACUAUACCAGUUACGCAAUAUGUUUAAAUACCAUAAAAAUAAUGCAUACUAACCCCACAAGCACUUAAAAUGUUAUUUACGUGUUAAGUAGGUACUCUUAAGUUUAGAUUAAGGAAUAAAGUACGGACUGAAGGCUAACUAAGUUUAAGCUGACUAACAACUGAGCUUUUAAAUAAAUACCAGUACAUAAAGCCAGACAAAUGGAACAUCGUGAAAUAAUAAAUUAUCACAAUUUACUGGCGUAGGUACAAAUUAGCGCUGUCGUACUUUAGUUGGUAGAGCUAAUUUCGUUCAGGUUAGUGUGAAUGGGAUAGAAUGAAAGGAUCAUUAUGAACUUGGUCAGAUUGGAUUGGUCAGUAAG